This is a messenger RNA of Fibroporia radiculosa, 2022 nucleotides long. RefSeq lists its product as uncharacterized. The transcript is spliced from 7 exons. The record is from RefSeq and is a predicted model, not a curated record. Lineage: Eukaryota; Fungi; Basidiomycota; Agaricomycetes; Polyporales; Fibroporiaceae. The coding region runs from base 1 to 2022 and encodes 673 amino acids.
AUGCCACCGUCUUUCUCGCAGGGCCUAAUAGAGCAACCCGCCUCUGAGGUUGUCGCGGACUCGGAGCCCGAGAGGGAGGAGCUCAGGCGGAAAGAGAAGGACAACAAGAAAAGGCGAAAACACAAACACUUUUUGUCUGAGCCUCCAGUGGUCAUCGAGCUGACCGACAGUGACGAUCGCCCAGCACCGCGAGAUAGACCCCUCACGAAUAACGUCAUUGACCUGACAGAUAAGAAGAUGAAUAUAGCAGUGCCGUCCGCCGGAAAUUACAGGGUUUAUACCAGGGAUAGAGCAUCGAAGACGCCCAGGACCGCCGUAAGCUUUCCUGUAGAGCCUGAAGUUUAUUCAAGCGAAACAUCCUGGCCAUCUUUCCGCGAUAUAUUGAACAAGGGAUUGCUAAAUUUUGGCAGCCCCACAGAUCAACAUGGGCCCCCUUCGUCUUCUUAUCAACGAGAUAUCGACAAGCUAACUGAAUGUAGCGGCUCCGAUGAUACCAACGCCCCGUCACUCAAUUUAAAGCAUUUUGCAUAUUCUAGGCCGCCCAUGGUUUCCCGAGCCGUUACAUCCACUGCUUCGACGUCUCGCUCAAAUUCUGUCGUUAGUACAGAGCAAGCUAAGCGACCCCUCAAAAAAGCCGCUCGUGUAAUGAUUCACCCGUUCACGGCAGAAUUCUCCGAGAUCGACUUGGGCGCGCUUCGUAAGUGUAUCUGCUGUGAGCUCGCGUGGACCGCUAGGAAGACUCUCGCGCAAAAGCUAAAGCAUAUUAAGUCCUGUGCGAAGAGGAAGGCACUAACAGACUCUACUGUAACUAUUCUCAUCCGUGACAUGCUGGCAGCAUCGAGGAUUGAGAAAGAAGCUAGCAAUUGCACAACAAAAAAGCAAGAUCUUCCCAAGACUUUUCUGGAAAAUGUAGUUCAAGAUGAUAACACAAAGCGGAAGGGCAAGCGUCGACAAAUUGUUGCGACUGUUAGACAUGUUACCGAGACACGCAAGGAUAUCCUUGGUCGCGCUCGAGAGCUGAUCAGCACUUCUGAGGCAAGCACGUCGAAUCGUGAUGUCGGGACCUGUACAGCUGUUGGCGAACUCCCCCCCUCCACACAGACUUUCGGCCAGAGUGUUCUGGCGAAACACCAUAAUUUCGGUUCCAUUGUCUUUCCAGCCACCCAAUUUUCUGCACCUAGCAAGUUAGCAAUGGCCAUUAAUGUCAAUCCUGAGAAUGACGAUCUGCUCCCUGUAACGCAGGUAUUCGCGCCAAGCAGAUUGGUCUCAAAUGAAGCAGAGACUUCUCUAGGCAAUAGCCUGUUGCAUCACCCGGUUGAUAGCGCAUUGGGCGCUGUAUUUGUGCAUUCAAGCGCAAACGAACUUUCUCCGGAGCUUCCCUCUAGUCGCAAUUCCACCAGAGCUCAAUUUCCUCGAACUUCCGCAGAGACGGAGAUUGAAUCACACAGUCUGCGUACUGCGAACGAUACCGAUGCGCGACCUGUAGAUCACUAUGAUGAUGACAUUACCUAUGAUUUGGAUUGUCAUCAAGAUGUUUGGCAAAAUGAUGAUGCGUACUUGCACUUUGUACCCGAGUAUUUGAUUAGCAGACCCUCUCAAGCCAAUCUCGCGUUCACAUCGCUAGGAACUGCGGCUACUUGCCUUGAUUCGACACAAACUCCUAAUCUUCGAUCUACACCUGCUUCGUCAGAACCGGCGAAGGCAAGAAAACCGCGAUCGAAAAAGAAAACGCACACGACAGAGGAAUGUGUGCAAGGAGAUGAGCGAGAGAUUGCGGAGGCAGAGUUCGAGAGUAGGCUUCAAGAGGCAAUUCUAAAGAACCACACUUUACAUCUCCAGGUUCUGCGUUACGAGCCAGUCCAUUUUGACGUAUUCCUACAGAUCGUAGCGGACGCCGGUCUGGCGCCCAGUCAUAGACAGGGUCAGCUAAAGCUACGGACCCGUAGAUACUUGGAUAAGCAGGCGAUACACUUCUUUGGCGCAGAGCCUACCAAAAGUCGAAUCAGAGCCAGACAUUCGUAG